AUGCGGCAUUUUACGCCUUCCGUGCUGCGCCAUCCCCAUUUUUUUUCAUAUAAGAAUCGAUACAAUUCUCAAUUUCCUGUUAUCCCUCCUCUUCCUCCUGGUUUCCUUUCGGUGGUCCUUGGUUUCCGACACGACACGGUUUCUAGCUAAGUUCCAAAAAUGAUGUCCAGUCUAAUAGCAGUGUUUUCUUGCGCAUGUUUUUUUUGUCUUCUAUGCCCAGCUUCCAUUCCACUGUAGCCACGGAGAGGUCCUUCACGUCAAGUUCAUGUACCAGUGUCCAGUGUCCAGUGCCGUUUUGCUUUUAAGCACAAGUACUUUUUUAAACCCUACGCAGUUAUCUGCUAGUGUCCAGUGUCCCGUCCCGUCUUGCUUUUUAGCACAAGUACUUUUCAAGCCUUCCGCUGCUGUUUACUAGUUUCUAGUUCUGUUUAGCUGUUAACCACCAUUCUUUUGAUGGUGCCUUCAUACCAUGUAUGGUCCACUGAGUGUGUUCAAAGUAUGCUUAUGGAGAGGUGUACCGAGAACCAGCUCAGUAUUUUACACCCUUCGCAGUUAACAGCUAGGACGUUGGAUAUUGGCUCUCCAGAUUUUGUCCUUUGGGGCAUGUCAAGAUUGUCACAGAAAGAACUGGACAUGAGGGACGAACCCGAAGCAAAGUUAAGGUGCCUAAGUAAAUGCUAUGCUGUUCACUUGGGUGUCUCAGACACCUGUCCCGAGCAGUUUGGCAUUAAAGCAUUUCACCGAUACUUUGCCGUCAUGGCUAUGCUGAGUCGCCGUAAGCCAGAGUACGAUCAUCCAGACGACGACGAAGAAAGCCAUCUUUGUGUGGAUCAAAUUCACACAUAUGGUGUACAUCCUGGGCACGUCACAAGAAAUAGUCCGUUCCAGUCCUCUCGAUCAAGCAUUAGAGAAGAUAAUGGGUCUUCGCGUGGAAACAGCGACUUGGACGAGCCUGACAGGCUAGCCAAACGAAAGAAGAAACGUCUCCAGCAACGCCACCAGUCUAGACCUCGACUUGUUACUCAGAUAUCAACAAUCAUGCUAGGAAAUAGUAAACGACACUGCGAAAUCUCUCCAGAUCUCGUUUUGCCAUCACUGGAUCCAGAUGCACAGGAAGUUGUUGAAUCUGCUCCCCCUCAGCUUACACCUGACCAAUGGUUUGGAAGACGUUCUGCUGUUAAUCUUAGCACGGUUCGAUCAAAAUAUAGAUCUGGUCGUAAACAUGCUCGUGAAGAGAAAGAAGAAGUCUUUAGCGUCAGAAGCACAGUCAAGAACAUGUUUAAUAACAGCCAUUAUAUUUCUGCGGCAAAAAGAAUUUUGUUUAGCAACAGCAGCAUUGUGUUAUUUGUCAAUUUGGAUUUGCUAGUCGAUAUUCUGUUCUGCUUGGCUUAUCUCGUAGAGAUGAAGCAAGAAUCAGAUGUUGAUCUAGACCCACCGUGGAUGUACAAGUGGCGCUCCUAUGAUCUUUGGAUAUUCUGCCUCUGUCUAACAGUCUGGAAUACAGGAUCAUUUUUGAUGCGCGUUUUUAUGAACGUACAUCCAUUGUCAGUCUUCCUUAGUUUCCGAUUCUUUAUUGAAAUGAUGACAACCAUCCCAUUUCUUGCUUCAAACUUUGUAGAACAUGGGCAGUAUCUCUAUGUGCCAUAUUUUUUACGUAGCUGGGUAUUACUUUUACGAGUCAAGAGCUGGAUGAAGAUCAAACUUAAUCUUCAAAUGACGGAUAAACCUGUUGAUGCACUCAAAGCCAAAUUGAUUCAAUUGAUCAUCACAAUUGCUGUACUUCUCUAUAAUGGCAUGUCAGCCUUUCAAUAUUGUGAAGUGACAUUUGGAACAGUCAACUACACCAUUCUGGAGUCCCUUUACGUUGUAAUGGUUACUCUGUCUACUGUCGGAUAUGGAGAUAUAACUCCAAGCACUGAAGGAAGCCGCAUUGUCAUGAUGCUAUUGAUUGUAAUAUCUUUGGCUGUUCUCCCAAGCUUAUUAGCAGAUUCGCUUAGCACACUCCGGAAGCGUCAAGAUGGUGGCGGCUCUGUUUCAAAGGGCACAUUGCCUUUUAUCUUGAUCGUUGGUACAUUUACACCAGAGCAGGCCAACGACAUUUUGGACGGAUUCUUGAAUAGGGAGCAUAUUGAUACACAUCUCAAUGUUGUGUUCCUCGACAUAAAUCGUCCAACAGAAGAAUUAAAGCUGAUGGAAAGAAAUUCAAUGUGGGGGCACCGAGUUCAGUUUCUUCAUGGUUCAGUUUUGAAUGAAAAAACAUUACAACGAGCACAAGCGCGUUAUGCAAAAGCCAUCAUCACAAUGUCUGACAAUAAUACACCUGAGCCAGCAAAAGAAGAUGAACGCAACACAGUCAGACUGUGGUCUCUGUACUGCUACACGACCAUUUACAACGUACCGAUAUAUACGUACAAUCUUUACCCAAGCACAGCAAUAUAUCAAAAGGUUGCAAAAGAAAUCAUCUGUCUCCGUGAAUUCAAGCAGUAUCUGCUUGCCAUGAAUUGUAGAUGCAGAGGUGCCUCAACUCUUCUCACAAAUCUGCUACACCAAAGAGAACCUAGAAACAAAUAUGAUGAGCCUUGGCAAGCCCAGUAUGAUGACGGAUCAUGCAACGAGAUCUAUGUUGCUCCUCCAGAAGAUUGUCUAGUUGGUCUUACCUUUGGAGACGCUGCAUGGAUCCUCUUUAAAGAGUUCCAAGUGAUUUUGUUUGCCAUCAAGCUUGCCACUGAAGAUCAAGACGAUCAUAUUAUGUUGAAUCCAGGUGAAAAAUAUACGAUAAGAGCCCAGGACCUAUGUGUCUAUAUGGCAGAAAGCGCACAUGAAAUCAAUGAUAUAAGAAAGAUGACUACUGUCUAUGCUUGGAAGGCUGUUAAAGCCAUGCGCAACAGACGUUCGGCAAAUAAACCUCCGGCAUUCAAGUCCUUACUCAAUCCAAACAAAACACUCAACAAGAAACUGAAGCAUUCAUCAUCCACAGAAACUAUGGUUUCCCAUCAUUCUAGAGUUUCCAGUACAUCUCACCCUGUUCAACAAAAUUUCUGUAUAUCUCGCCUUCCUUCUUCAAAACAUGCCCUACUGACCGGAAACCGAGCCCUCGUGUCCCGGCUAGGAACAACAAAUACGAUAUCGGAUGAACAAUUGGUUGAGGACAAUUCGUUACCUCUCUGUUACUUGUUGGAAGAACCGGCUACCUUAGAUGACUUGGUUAUUAAGUCGGCUGACGGAAUGGACGGACACAUACUUGUCUGUCUUCACAGGCGUGUGAUAAAUAUAUUCAAAUUUAUUUAUAAUCUGAGAUCACCUUACAUGAGACCAAAUGAACUUCAAGAUAUAAUUCUGCUGUGUGCCACACUUCCGAACAAAAAGACGUUCGAUCUCAUCAAACAAUUCCCGAGAGUAUUCUUUAUGGUGGGUAACUGUAGACACCCUGAUGACCUUUUGAGGGCAGGCGUGAAGAGGGCAAAGCAGGUGGUAGUUAUGAGUGAAAAAGAAAAUCUGGAUCAAUAUGAAAAAAACUCUGAUAGUCCUGCAGUAAUGACUAGCCAUAUUAUGGAUCUACUACUUCAAGAACCAGCAGAAGGAUCUUACAGGAUUGUGAAUCUUGUUGAGAGAUCCAACAUUAGGUUUAUGCAUCUAUUAGAAGGAAAGGACGUCGCAGAAGAAAUUGACGUGUUUUACACGCCAGCAUAUGCAGCUGGAGAUGUGGUUGUCGAUAGUCUGUUGAGUAACGUGCUUCUGAGUCAAACAUAUUAUAAGCCUGAUAUUGUUUCGAUUAUCAAGACGCUUUGUGGUAUGCCUGGAUCACCCCACGUAAAUAACUCUACAUUUUCAUCUGAUACAACUAUGGAUGGACACUACGUGACAAGCGUAAAGAUGCCGGCCUGCUUUGUUGACAAGCCAUUUGCUUUUCUAUUCGAGACGUUUGUUCUGGAUUAUGAUUUGCUUCCUCUGGGAUUGCUUCGUGCACCAAACGAAGAAAUGGGAAACGAGCUGCCUUUUGUCUACACAAAUCCGGUGCCUUCGCUUAUUCUCAAAGAAACUGAUUGGAUUUACUUUAUAACAUCCUCUGAGUAUUCUCUUUAG
Messenger RNA from Phycomyces blakesleeanus NRRL 1555(-), 4083 nucleotides. RefSeq lists its product as hypothetical. Gene Ontology annotation, cellular component: membrane. The transcript is spliced from 33 exons. Gene Ontology annotation, biological process: potassium ion transport. The record is from RefSeq and is a predicted model, not a curated record. Gene Ontology annotation, molecular function: intracellular sodium-activated potassium channel activity. NCBI's taxonomy places the organism in Eukaryota, Fungi, Mucoromycota, Mucoromycetes, Mucorales, Phycomycetaceae. Bases 454 to 4083 code for a protein of 1209 amino acids.